AUGCUGAAAUUUAAUCAUCAGUCUAAUGCUCUCGAAUUCAUACCAGCGUUUCUCAAUGUUUCAUAUAGUGUUUCAUUGUUCUUUAAACAUUCAUCAGAUGCUCAAAGUUGGGCAAAUAAAAUCAGAUUUAUCAGAAAAGUAGCAAAUAAAACAGAUAUGAUUUUCCCUCCUGUAUCAUGUCCAGUUAUAUUAUACGAUCCAUCACAGCCAACACCAAAAUUAAACUUAGAAUUAUCAUUUAUGAAUAAUAAGGUCACUUUAGUAACAUCAAACAACAAAAUCUUACAAACAUUUAACGUAUCUACUAACACAAGCUUUAUUUUCAUAUCUCCAUUUAAGACAAUCUCAAUAGAAGACCGAAUGAACGCAUUUUCUUUUUUACAGCCUAAUUGGUCUGAAAAAGCAAUAGUUUGCGAUUCGAAAUGGUGCUUUGGGCUAAUAACAUUAACGAUUUACUUAAUGACUUCUCGCCAAUACGCACAAAAUCUGAAAAAAAUUAAUAUUCCAGUAUUUAUUGCCUCAGAAUUUCCGGAACAUCGUUCAAAUGAGCUUGUUUGCAGUGAGGUAAACAUGAUUACUUCAAUGGAAGAACCAAAUUUAUCGAAAAAUUUGUCAAAUUCAAAAAUUCAAUUUAAACCCGUUUCUGUACCAGAAAAAGCCAGCUCUAAGCUUGAAUUGUUGAUGUUCGAUACACAAAUCAAGAGGAAAAUUUACUUUUCUCAGAUUUUUAAAAAGAAAUCUCAAAAAAAUCGAAAAAAUCAAGGACAUUUUUACAAAAAAACUCUAUCAUUUGAUGAAGAACUAGCCAAACUCAAGCGUUAUGACCAUUUCAACAUUAAACUUGAUAAUUUGCAGCUAAAUGAAAAAGAAUUUCCAGAAAUUACAAAAAUUGACUAUGUAGAUCAAUUUUUACAUCCGAACAUUGCAUCUCAGGAUCUUAUAGAUUUCUAUACAGCUAUAGGAUUUAAAUCUACGUCAAAUUCCAGAAAAAUUAAUGGAUAUCAAUUUUCAAAAGACGUAGGAAGCUUAGUUCUUCAACUCCUUGAUGACUGCAGUGUUAAAAAUCCUGUUUUCAGUCAAAUCUGCUCUGGUAUUGCCUACGUUUUGCUUAAAGGAGCAAAUGAAAAAAAUAUUGUUCAACAAAUUAAAGAAAAGUUUCCAGAGAAUAUCACAAAAUUUAUUCCAAACAACAAUGAUGAUGUUUAUAAGCGUUUGGUCAUCUUUGUUGCAAGGAUUAUCAUAUCAAAAAGAAUUACUGACUUUAUCAACAGAGUAAUGAACGACAGUGAGUGGAGAUAUUCUUAUUAUGACCAUACGUCUCCGAUUUACUCAACAGAGUUCUUAGAAUUGCUUUACGCUGCAAUUUUACCUCUUCAUACUAUGAAAUUCGUUGGACCACUUGACUACAACAGUCUUCUUUCGCAUGAAUGGAAGCAUGACUUCUUAUCUCCUUCAGUCAAAGUUGAAUUACAGAUCAAGAAUAUCCAGAAUCUUUUAAUUCAACAAGACAAAGCUAAGAUACAGUCAACAGUCGCUGACAUUGUUAGCGAAACAAUUAAUAACUUCCAGAAAUGCUACUCACAUCCUGUUCCCUGCCCUCUACAAUCGAUGAAAUCUGUUUGGUACAUUUUUGCCAUCAGUGUGUCAUUGUACAGCCACGAAAACAUUACUAAAAUGCGUGAAUGCGUCGAAUCAUGCACUAUUCUGUUGAAAGACCCAGAUUCCAUGUUGAAUAGUUUAGUAAUGCAAGGAUUUAAGAAAGGAUUAUUAGGAUACUGGUGUUUUGCAGCUGUUAUGGCUGGAAGAGAAGAUAAUUUGUUCUAUGAAGACUCAUUUUUGUCUGAUGAUUCAGAAAUGCUAUCAUAUAUUGACGGAAUUCACAUAUUAUCUAAGAUAUUAGCCGAUUUAUCAUUAGAGUACUUACCAGAAUAA
Messenger RNA from Trichomonas vaginalis G3, 1932 nucleotides. RefSeq lists its product as uncharacterized. NCBI's taxonomy places the organism in Eukaryota, Parabasalia, Trichomonadida, Trichomonadidae. The record is from RefSeq and is a predicted model, not a curated record. The coding region runs from base 1 to 1932 and encodes 643 amino acids. The transcript has a single exon.